ACUAAUUGCUAACAAUAAACCAUCAAAAAAAAAAACCCCACUUGUUUAUAUAUUAUUCUUUUAUAACAGGGUACGAUUCUCAGGAGUUCUGCCACUUUUCUGCUUCUACUUUGUUUCUGACGUCACUGCGUUGUGAACAUUUAUAAACCUUCUCCACUUCCUUCUACUCUCACUUCUUCUGUCAGACUCACUUCCUGUUCUAACAAGCCAAUGCUACUCUUAACAUGAUUGUAACCAAUUGUGGUUUUGGUGGAACACAAUCUUGACCAAGAGGAGUGAUGAACAUCUCCACGUUCAUGGACGAGGACCAUGCCAGAACCUUGUACAUCACCUUCUUCCUGGCUGUCAUCAUCAACUGCAGCAACGGACUGUUUGUCAUUGUUUACUUUAGGGAUCCUCAGUUUAGGACAGAUGCCAGGUAUAUUCUCUACAUCCACCUGGUGAUCAACGACAUCCUCAUGUUAAACUUUACGGUGGCCCUGCAGCUCAUCGCCUACGCCGUCAACAUCACCUUUGCUCCCUGCUGCUUCCUGCUGCUGUUGCUGGUCACAACCAAGCUGUAUCAGACCGGUUCAUUCAUUCAUUCAAUCAUAUGGUCACGUGUACAGACAAAACUAGGAACACAUGUUGAAAAUCUUCUUCUUGUCUGUCCUGCCAGGAACAGUCCUCUGAACUUGGCCUGCAUGGCUCUGGAACGCUACGUGGCCGUGUGUCGACCUCUCCAUCACACCCAGUUGUGCACAGCCCAGCGAGCCCACAUCCUGAUUGCCCUGAUCUGGGUAAUCUCUCUCAUCCAACCCGUUUCCGACAUCAUCGUCAGCGUCAGCAGUCAGCCUUUUGAAUUCCUCUCCGGAUACGUUGUCUGUUAUCCGGACUUCGUGCAUAAAACACCGUACCAUAAGAUCCAGAGCGUGGUGGUCCAGGUUCUUCUCUGGGUUUUCAUCCUCCUUACUUUGGUGACCACCUACGUGAAGGUGGUCUUUGCAGCCCGGGCAGCAUCUGGUUCUCACCAGGCUUCGGCCAGAAAUGCUCGUAACACCAUCCUGCUGCACAGUGUGCAGCUCCUCAUCUCUACGUUGUCCUACAUUUCUCCUGUCAUUAGCACUUUGUUGCUCAGCACAUGGCCUAAAGACCACAAUACCAUCCUGUUUGUUUCCUUCCUGUUCACCAACGUUCUUCCACGUCUGCUCAGUCCACUCAUCUACGGUGUCAGAGACACAAAGUUCAGGAACCAAAUCAGGCUCCUCCUUCAUUGCCCUCACUGUUUUGCUGCCCACACGAAGAAGAACGUAGUACAAGUCCGGAAAAGGUCCAAACAGGUUCUGCAUUGAAUUUGCAUCUCUUUUUUUUUACAGAGACAAUAUUUUCAGACUGAUUCACAAUCUUGUGCAAAGUGGAAUUUAUAGAGAACUAUGUGAUUUUUUUUCAAAUAAAAAUAUUAUAA
Messenger RNA from Cynoglossus semilaevis (tongue sole), 1444 nucleotides. RefSeq names its product olfactory receptor 4C3-like. Lineage: Eukaryota; Metazoa; Chordata; Actinopteri; Pleuronectiformes; Cynoglossidae. The record is from RefSeq and is a predicted model, not a curated record. Gene Ontology annotation, molecular function: olfactory receptor activity; odorant binding; G protein-coupled receptor activity. Gene Ontology annotation, biological process: detection of chemical stimulus involved in sensory perception of smell; G protein-coupled receptor signaling pathway. The coding region runs from base 279 to 1331 and encodes 350 amino acids. Gene Ontology annotation, cellular component: membrane. The transcript has 5 exons.